AUGGCCGCCGAAGUCAAGCCCAUAUCUCACAUCAAGCUGCCCUCGCGGCCUUCCGCAGCCACCCCGGAGCAAACAUACUGGCGCAGUUUCAAAUCUCCGCAAAACCUCACCUCGCCCGCGAACCAAGCAAUCACACAUAUUACACAGCCAGGAGCGCCUCUCAAUGCGGCAACAAGUCCCUCAGAGUUCUUUGCAGUGACUACGGGCGCUCGCGUGCAACUUUUCUCGCAUCGUACCCGCAAGCUCGUCAAGACGAUAAGCCGAUUCGAUGACACUGCAUAUAGUGGCGAGCUCCGAGCCGACGGCCGUGUCCUGGCUGCAGGAGACGAAACCGGCACGAUACAAGUUUUUGACGUUGGCUCACGCGCGAUUCUGAAGACAUGGAAGCAGGCAAAACAACCGGUGCGGACAGUAAAGUGGCACCCAACUGAGCCUACGUCCCUCAUGUCUUGCGGCGACGACACCACGGUUCGCACAUGGGAUCUACCAGCAGAAAAGUCAGAAACAACACUAAGAGGGCACACCGACUAUGUGCGGUGCGGUGCGUACCUGCCGAGCUCAAAUCUCUUAGUUUCGGGCUCUUACGAUACAACCAUAAAGAUAUGGGAUCCACGAACUUCUGCGGCAGUCAUGACCUUCACGCACAACGCUGGCAUCGAAUCUGUACUUCCCAUGCCCGAUGCCCAGACAUUGCUGGCUGCUGCAGGUCCCACUAUCGCUGUCCUCGACAUUGUUGCAGGCAAACCUCGACAAAUUCUCACAAACCACCAGAAGACUGUCACAUCGCUAUGCCUUGCUUCACAUGGCAGCCGGCUCGUGUCAGGUGCGCUAGACGGUCAUAUGAAGGUCUUCGAGACAGUGGGAUGGAAUGUGGUCGCUGGUUCAAGGUAUCCAUCGCCGAUACUAAGCCUUUCGGUUGUUGUCUCAGGUUCUGCUCGUGAGGACAAGCACAUUGCAGUGGGUACAUCGUCAGGAUUGCUGAGCAUCAAGACGCGACUUUCUGGUGAACAAAAAGCGAAAGAGCGCGAGAGACAGAGAGAAAUGGAUGCGCUGCUAGCUGGUAAAAUUGCUGAUUACGACGCCAAACAAGCCAAGAAACGAGGGCGUGGAUGGGAGAAGCGUUUCCGUGGGAAAGAUUACGAUGGCGGAGAUGCAGACCUCAUCAUCGAAGGCAAUGACCGAACGAAACCAAAAAAGCUGAAGAAAUGGGAGCAAAGCUUGCAUAAAGGCCGAUAUGCCGAAGCACUCGACUUUGCCUUGGAUGGGCGUGACAGAAUGACUGUCUUUACGUUGCUGAAUCACCUCAGGUACCGUUCGGCUCUCCGGGCGGCUCUCGAGGGCCGCAAUGAGACAACACUUCAACCUAUGUUGGGCUGGGUCUACGACAACAUCAGCAGCUCCAAUGAACGCUUCGUCGGUCUCUGUGUCGAGACUUCGAUGACGAUAAUGGAGUUGUACGCCCAGGCCCUGACCGAAAGCCCUGUGCUAGAGAAACAUAUCAACAAGCUCCGACGACGAGUUCUAGAAGAAGUGGAACGUGCAAAGAUGGCCAGCGAGACAAUGGGCAUGCUCGGUCUGGUAUGGGAAGGAGUUGCGGAACCCUGA
Molecule: messenger RNA, 1605 nt
Organism: Cyphellophora europaea CBS 101466
Lineage: Eukaryota; Fungi; Ascomycota; Eurotiomycetes; Chaetothyriales; Cyphellophoraceae
Exons: 1
Coding region: 1-1605 (534 amino acids)
Biological process (GO): positive regulation of transcription by RNA polymerase I; rRNA processing
Cellular component (GO): nucleolus
Molecular function (GO): protein binding
Source: RefSeq, a predicted model, not a curated record